AUGGUCAAAAUCAUCGAAGCGACCAUCACCAAUAACGCGACUUGGCCUCUUUUUCGACAGCUUCGAUUGGUGCAAAACAUGCGCACCACCGAUGGUAGUCAAGAUUUCGCUGAUUGGCUCAUUCAACUGGGAAAUGGAUCUUUGGCACAAACACCGCGGCUCAAUGACCCAGAUCUCAUCGAAAUCCCGCAAGACCUUCUCAACAUUCGAACUAACUUAAUCGAACACGUCUUUGGCGAUCCAUCGGAUCUCUUAAACGAAGGCGUCAGAGAACAAGUUUGUAACCGGGCUAUUCUAUGUCCCAAGAAUGAAGACUGUCUUAGGAUCAACAACAAGAUUAUUGGCGAGAUGCCUGGCGCGUUCAAAGUCUGCAAAAGUAUCGACACUAUCGAUUCAGAGGACCCAGAGGAAAUUUCCAACUACCCUCCGGAAAUUUUAAAUACCUUCAACGUCUCCGGGCUACCUCCGCACCAACUCGAACUUAAAAUAGGAGCAAUCGUCAUUCUUCUCAAGAACAUUGACUCGCGACAGGGACUUUGCAACGGCACGAGGCUCAUCAUCAAGGCGCUCAGCGGUAACCUGAUAAUGGCAGAGAUCGCGGCCGGGAAACACAAAGGACACAACGUCUUCCUUCCGCGGAUGUCCAUGUCUCCCACCGACUCUGACUUGCCCUUCAAACUCAAAAGAUUGCAGUUUCCUGUGCUUGUGGCUUUCGCUAUGACCAUCAACAAGUCACAGGGACAGACUUUUGAGCGAGUAGGCAUCUACCUUCCGGAAUCCGUUUUCAGCCACGGCCAACUAUACGUCACAUUCUCACGUGCAACAUCAAGAGAAGGUGUCAAGGUUCAGUGCGAAGAAACAGAGAACAGGGAAGUUCUCCUACAAGAAUAG
Daphnia magna is the source of this 891-nucleotide messenger RNA. Its product is annotated as ATP-dependent DNA helicase PIF1-like. The transcript is spliced from 2 exons. Bases 1 to 891 code for a protein of 296 amino acids. NCBI's taxonomy places the organism in Eukaryota, Metazoa, Arthropoda, Branchiopoda, Diplostraca, Daphniidae. The record is from RefSeq and is a predicted model, not a curated record.